Orycteropus afer afer is the source of this 5802-nucleotide messenger RNA. NCBI's taxonomy places the organism in Eukaryota, Metazoa, Chordata, Mammalia, Tubulidentata, Orycteropodidae. The record is from RefSeq and is a predicted model, not a curated record.
AUGUCGCAGCCGCCGCUGCUCCCCGCCUCGGCCGAGACUCGGAAGUUUACCCGGGCGCUGAGUAAGCCCGGCACGGCGGCGGAGCUGCGGCAGAGCGUGUCAGAGGUGGUGCGCGGCUCUGUGCUUCUGGCAAAGCCAAAGCUAAUUGAGCCACUGGACUAUGAAAAUGUCAUUGUUCAGAAGAAGACACAGAUCUUGAAUGAUUGUUUAAGGGAGAUGCUGCUUUUCCCUUAUGACGACUUUCAGACUGCGAUUCUCAGGCGACAGGGUCGAUACAUAUGCUCUACAGUUCCUGCAAAUGCGGAACAAGAAGCACAGAGCUUAUUUGUUACAGAGGAUGCUGCCUCCCUUGGUUCUCAGAAAGGUGGGAUCACUAAGCACGGGUGGCUGUACAAAGGCAACAUGAACAGUGCAAUAAGUGUGACCAUGAGGUCAUUUAAGAGACGAUUUUUCCACUUGAUUCAACUUGGUGAUGGAUCCUAUAAUUUGAAUUUUUAUAAAGAUGAAAAGAUCUCUAAGGAACCAAAAGGAUCAAUUUUUCUGGAUUCCUGCAUGGGUGUGGUUCAGAACAACAAAGUCAGGCGUUUUGCUUUUGAACUUAAGAUGCAAGACAAAAGUAGUUAUCUUUUGGCAGCAGACAGUGAAAUGGAAAUGGAAGAAUGGAUUACAACUUUAAACAAGAUUCUCCAACUCAACUUUGAAGCUGCAAUGCAAGAAAAGCGAAAUGGAGAUGCUCAUGAAGAUGAUGAACAAAGCAAAUUGGAAGGUUCUGGUUCCGGUUUAGAUAGCUACCUCCCUGAACUUGCCAAGAGUACCAGAGAAGCAGAAAUCAAACUGAAAAGUGAAAGCAGAGUUAAACUUUUUUACUUGGACCCAGAUGCCCAGAAGCUUGACUAUUCAUCAGCUGAACCAGAAGUGAAGCCAUUUGAAGAGAAGUUUGGAAAACGAAUUCUUGUCAAAUGCAAUGAUUUGUCUUUCAAUUUACAAUGCUGUGUUGCUGAAAAUGAAGAAGGACCCACUACAAAUGUAGAGCCUUUCUUUGUUACUCUAUCCCUGUUUGAUAUAAAGUACAACCAAAAGAUUUCUGCUGAUUUCCAUGUGGACCUGAACCAUUUCUCAGUGAGACAGAUGCUGGCUCCCAUACCCCCAUCCCUGAUGAACGGCAGCGGGCAGCGCUCACCAGCACUCCAGGGCAUCCUUCAGGAGGCCGCCAUGCAGUACCCGAAGCAGGGAAUAUUUUCAGUGACGUGUCCUCAUCCAGAUAUAUUUCUUGUGGCCAGAAUUGAGAAAGUCCUCCAGGGAAGCAUCACACAUUGUGCUGAGCCAUAUAUGAAAAGUUCAGACUCUUCUAAGGUUGCCCAGAAAGUGUUGAAGAACGCCAAGCAGGCAUGUCAAAGACUAGGACAGUACAGAAUGCCAUUUGCUUGGGCAGCAAGGACAUUGUUUAAGGAUGCAUCUGGAAACCUUGAUAAAAAUGCUAGAUUUUCUGCCCUCUACAAGCAAGACAGCAAUAAGCUAUCAAAUGAUGACAUGCUGAAGUUACUUGCAGACUUUCGGAAACCUGAGAAGAUGGCUAAACUCCCAGUGAUUUUAGGCAAUCUAGAUAUUACAAUUGAUAAUGUUUCCUCAGACUUGCCUAAUUAUGUUAAUUCAUCUUACAUUCCCAUGAAGCAAUUUGAAACCUGUACUAAAACUCCAAUCACGUUUGAGAUAGAGGAAUUUGUGCCCUGCAUACCAAAACACACUCAGCCUUACACUAUCUAUAACAACCACCUUUAUGUUUAUCCUAAGUAUUUGAAAUAUGACAGCCAAAAGUCUUUUGCCAAGGCUAGAAAUAUUGCUGUUUGCAUUGAAUUUAAAGAUUCAGAUGAAGAAGAUGCUCAGCCUCUGAAGUGCAUUUAUGGCCGACCUGGUGGGCCAGUGUUCAUGAGAAGCGCCUUUGCUGUGGUUUUACACCAUCACCAAAAUCCAGAAUUUUAUGAUGAGAUUAAAAUAGAAUUACCCACCCAGCUACACGAAAAGCACCAUUUGUUGUUCACAUUCUUCCAUGUCAGCUGUGAUAAUUCAAGUAAAGGAAGCACAAAAAAGAAGGACGUCAUUGAAACACAAGUUGGAUAUUCCUGGCUUCCUCUCCUGAAAGAUGGAAGAGUGGUGACUAAUGAGCAGCACAGCCCUGUAUCAGUGACUCUUCCGUCUGGCUACCUUGGCUACCAGGAGCUUGGAAUGGGAAGGCAUUAUGGUCCAGAAAUUAAAUGGGUAGAUGGAGGCAAGCCACUGCUGAAAGUUGCAACUCAUCUGGUUUCUACAGUGUACACUCAGGAUCAGCACUUACAUAAUUUUUUCCAGUACUGUCAGAAAACCGAAUCUGGAGCCCAGGCCUUAGGGAGUGAACUUGUAAAAUACCUCAAGAGUCUUCAUGCAAUGGAAGGCCAUGUGAUGAUUGCCUUCUUGCCCACCAUUUUAAACCAGCUAUUCCGAGUCCUCACCAGAGCGACCCAGGAGGAAGUUGCAGUCAACGUGACACGGGUCAUUAUUCAUGUGGUUGCCCAGUGCCAUGAGGAAGGAUUGGAAAGCCAUUUGAGGUCAUAUGUUAAGUAUGCUUAUAAGGCUGAACCAUAUGUUGCCUCUGAAUAUAAGACAGUGCAUGAAGAACUGACCAAAUCCAUGACCACAAUUCUCAAGCCUUCUGCUGAUUUCCUCACCAGCAACAAACUACUUAAGUAUUCAUGGUUUUUCUUCGAUGUUUUGAUAAAAUCCAUGGCUCAGCACUUGAUAGAGAACUCCAAAGUUAAGUUACUUCGAAACCAGAGGUUUCCUGCAUCGUUUCAUCAUGCAGUUGAAACUGUUGUUAAUAUGCUGAUGCCACACAUCACUCAGAAGUUUAGAGAUAACCCAGAGGCGUCCAAGAAUGCAAACCAUAGCCUUGCUGGCUUCAUCAAGAGAUGUUUCACCUUUAUGGACAGGGGCUUUGUUUUUAAGCAAAUCAACAACUACAUCAGUUGCUUUGCUCCUGGAGAUCCAAAGACUCUUUUUGAAUACAAAUUUGAAUUCCUUCGUGUGGUGUGCAAUCAUGAGCAUUACAUUCCUUUGAAUUUACCAAUGCCAUUUGGAAAAGGCCGGGUUCAAAGAUACCAAGAUCUCCAGCUUGAUUACGCAUUAACAGAUGAGUUCUGCAGAAACCACUUCUUGGUGGGACUGUUGCUGAGAGAGGUGGGGACUGCUCUCCAGGAGUUUCGAGAAGUCCGUCUGAUUGCCAUCAGUGUGCUCAAGAACCUGCUGAUAAAGCAUUCUUUUGAUGACAGAUAUGCUUCAAGGAGCCAUCAAGCAAGGAUAGCCACUCUCUACCUACCUCUGUUUGGUCUGCUUAUUGAGAACGUCCAGCGGAUCAAUGUGAGGGACGUGUCACCCUUCCCUGUGAACCCCAGCAGUACUGUGAAGGAUGAAUCACUUAAUUUGCCAGCUGUGAAUCCAUUAGUGACACCGCAGAAGUCGGGUAACACAUUGGAUAACAACCUGCACAAAGACCUCUUUGGUGCUAUCUCUGGCAUUGCUUCUCCAUAUACAACUUCAACUCCAAAUAUCAAUAGUGUGAGGAAUGCUGAUUCAAGAGGAUCUCUGAUAAGCACAGAUUCGGGCAACAGCCUUCCCGAAAGGAACAGUGAGAAAAGCAAUUCACUGGAUAAGAACCAGCAGAGUGGCACUUUGGGAAAUUCUGUGGUUCGCUGUGACAAACUUGACCAGUCUGAGAUUAAGAGCCUGCUGAUGUGUUUCCUGUACAUCUUAAAAAGCAUGUCUGAUGAUGCUUUAUUUACUUAUUGGAACAAGGCUUCAACGUCUGAGCUUAUGGAUUUUUUUACAAUAUCUGAAGUCUGUUUGCAUCAGUUCCAGUACAUGGGAAAACGAUACAUAGCCAGGAACCAGGAGGGUUUGGGACCCAUAGUUCAUGAUCGCAAAUCUCAGACAUUGCCUGUUUCCCGUAACAGAACAGGAAUGAUGCAUGCCAGAUUGCAGCAGCUGGGCAGCCUGGAUAACUCUCUCACUUUUAACCACAGCUAUGGCUACUCGGACGCGGAUGUUCUUCACCAGUCCUUACUUGAAGCCAACAUUGCUACUGAGGUUUGCCUUACGGCUCUCGACACACUCUCCCUAUUUACAUUGGCAUUUAAGAACCAGCUCCUGGCUGACCAUGGACAUAAUCCUCUCAUGAAAAAAGUUUUUGAUGUUUAUCUAUGUUUUCUUCAAAAACAUCAGUCUGAAACUGCUUUAAAGAAUGUCUUCACUGCCUUAAGGUCAUUAAUUUAUAAGUUUCCAUCAACGUUUUAUGAAGGGAGAGCAGACAUGUGUUCUGCUCUGUGCUAUGAGAUUCUCAAAUGCUGCAACUCCAAGCUGAGCUCCAUCAGAACCGAGGCCUCCCAGCUGCUGUACUUCCUGAUGAGGAAUAACUUUGAUUACACUGGAAAGAAAUCCUUUGUGCGGACACAUUUGCAAGCAGCAAUGUGUUAUGUCCAUGUAACAGCACUGGUGGCAGAAUAUCUCACACGGAAAGGCAUGUUUAGACAAGGAUGUAUCGCCUUCAGGGUAAUUACCCCAAACAUAGAUGAGGAGGCCUCCAUGAUGGAAGAUGUUGGAAUGCAGGAUGUCCAUUUCAACGAGGACGUGCUGAUGGAGCUCCUAGAGCAGUGUGCAGAUGGACUGUGGAAGGCUGAGCGCUAUGAGCUGAUUGCUGACAUCUAUAAACUCAUCAUCCCCAUUUACGAGAAGCGGAGGGAUUUUGAGAGGCUGGCCCAUCUGUAUGACACACUGCACCGGGCCUACAGCAAGGUGACUGAGGUCAUGCAUUCAGGCCGCAGGCUCCUGGGCACCUACUUCCGAGUGGCCUUCUUUGGGCAGGGAUUCUUUGAAGAUGAAGAUGGAAAGGAGUAUAUUUACAAAGAACCCAAGCUCACACCUCUAUCAGAAAUUUCUCAAAGACUCCUUAAACUUUACUCUGAUAAAUUUGGUUCUGAAAAUGUCAAAAUGAUUCAGGAUUCUGGCAAGGUCAACCCUAAGGAUCUGGAUUCCAAGUACGCAUAUAUCCAAGUGACUCACGUGAUCCCAUUCUUUGAUGAAAAAGAAUUGCAAGAGAGGAAAACGGACUUUGAGAGAUCCCAUAACAUCCGGCGCUUCAUGUUCGAGAUGCCCUUCACGCAGACGGGAAAGAGGCAGGGUGGGGUGGAGGAGCAGUGCAAGCGGCGCACAGUCCUCACAGCAAUACACUGCUUCCCCUACGUGAAGAAGAGGAUCCCCGUCAUGUACCAGCAUCACACUGAUCUGAACCCCAUCGAAGUGGCUAUCGACGAAAUGAGCAAGAAGGUGGCAGAACUCCGACAGCUGUGCUCCUCGGCCGAGGUGGACAUGAUCAAGCUGCAGCUCAAGCUCCAGGGCAGUGUGAGCGUUCAGGUCAACGCUGGUCCACUGGCAUAUGCCCGAGCUUUCUUAGAUGACACAAACACAAAAAGAUACCCUGACAAUAAAGUAAAGCUGCUUAAAGAAGUUUUCAGACAAUUUGUGGAAGCUUGUGGUCAAGCCUUAGCAGUAAAUGAACGUCUGAUUAAAGAAGACCAAUUAGAGUAUCAGGAAGAAAUGAAGGCCAAUUACAGGGAAAUGGCAAAAGAGCUUUCUGAGAUUAUGCAUGAGCAGAUCUGCCCCCUGGAGGAGAAGUCAAGUGUCCUACCGAAUUCCCUUCACAUCUUCAAUGCCAUCAGUGGGACUCCAACAAGCACAAUGGUUCACGGGAUGACCAGUUCUUCUUCAGUGGUGUGA